Messenger RNA from Cooperia oncophora, 1605 nucleotides. NCBI's taxonomy places the organism in Eukaryota, Metazoa, Nematoda, Chromadorea, Rhabditida, Trichostrongylidae. The record is from the annotation of a GenBank genome assembly.
AUGGCAGAACCAAACGAGGGUGACUGCCUCGCUGGAUUAGAUCAGACACUGAGUUCAUUGGUAACCGAACAAUGUAUAGACGAUGAUGCAGACACAACCUCUGAUACAGACUGGCGUUCCGCUAGGUUGUCAUCAAGCGAUGAUAAUUGCUCGAGCUUCAAUGACGCUCUUCGUGUCCAGCAAUUGGAAGAAGAACAAGAACGGCUGAACAACUCCUUGUUUUCUUUGAGCUCCCACUUCGCUCAAGUCCAGUUUCGGCUCAAACAGAUUGCAGAAGCUCAAGGGGAAGACAGAGAGGAGCUGCUGAAAAACCUCCAAGAUUUUGCAUUCAAAGGAUGUGCGGAUAUGAAUGAAUUGAAGAAGCUGCGAAGCCAAAAUGAUGAUGGAGAAGUACUGGAAAUACAAAAGCAAAGACAAAAUGAGUUACUGAAGCAAUUACGCGAGCAGAUCGAAGAUCUAGAGCGGAUAGCGUAUGAGAAUGGCGAGGGUGAUAUGCCAAGUACCUUGAUUUUACAGAAGCAGAAAGCUGCGCUGGACGAAUUACACGCCAAAAUGUCCUUAAACCUGGAGUUGGACAAGAUGUCGCUUUCUGAUAUUCAGAAGCACGUGGAUGACGCUCUUAAACAGCUCGUGAAUCCUUUCAAAGAGAAACAGCAACUCGUUGAGCAACUACAAACACAAAUUAUUGAUCUCGAACGAUUUGUUAGUUACUUGCAGAAGGAGAACAGCUCCGUUGAUGGAUCACCCGCUAAAGCAAUUGCGUCCUCGCAGUUCACUGCAAGUAGACCAAAAUCAGGUUAUUUCUUUGGACUGAUUGGCGGCUCUGCGCAGCAUUUCCAGAAGAAUCAACUGAAGAAUACGCUGCGAGGGAACCACUAUGGCGACGAAAGAGCACGGUUGCAGUUGGCGGUGGAUGCAACACUGCAGGUUAUGGAAAAGUAUACAUUGUUAAGUAUCGAGAGCUCAUCAGCCGAAAAGGAACCACAAGAAAUGGAUCUCAUCAAUGAUGAAAUUUUCGAGCGGUCGGAAGAGGAAGUUGUUACGGUUGUGAGAAGACAGCUCUGCCCAUCACUGAAAGCACUUUUGGAACACGGUAUGCUGAGCGAAACGGUCACCCACCGAUCUCUGCCUUCAUCUCUUGGUUUGGGUUGUUUCGUGGCGAAGAAUGGUGCUAGUUAUGCUAAACCCACUCCACUGCAGCAUGUAUGGGAUGUCAUACUAUAUUUUUAUGGCUCGAAAAAUGGCCGUGAACUAAGCGAGGCACCUGUGCGGAAGCUCAGCCAAUCGUUCAAGCUUGAAAAUGUUGCAGGCAGGAGUAUUACCUCAAAACAGAUUUUGCUGACAACAAUUGAGAACAUCGUUUCUUCCCAUGCUCGUUUACGAAGGUCGAAAGACGCCCAGUGGAAGGCAUUCGUUUCAGCUGCCAUGAAUGAAAAGAAACUUCCUGCUUGGCUUCGGUGGGUUAUUUCCUCGCUACUAGUUCCUUUCUUAAGUGUAUUCCAUGGACUCGUUCAUUGUAGAAUAAUAUUUCGUACACGCUAUGUUGUUGAGAUGUGUUACAACAGUUGGAGCUAUGUUUCUAGAACAGCAGUAGCCGAUAAAUGA